AUGCAAUCCAUUAUCUUGCCUGUAGGAGUCUUGAAAACUUUGGAUCGCUUAAUAAGGAGCUUUUUAUGGGGUAGCUCUACUGGGACGAAGAAGGUCCAGCUUGUGAACUGGGAUACUGUGACAUUAAGCAAAGAUAAUGAAGGUCUUGGACUGAAGAAACUUGAGCAAAUGAAUCAUGCUUUUAUGGCCAAACUCGGCUGGAGAAUCCUGCAAAAUGAAAAUUGCUUAUGGAUUCGCUUGCUCAAGGCCAAAUAUUCUAUUUCUUCUGAUGAUUUUGACACUUGGCAGCCUAAGAAGAAUAUGUCACCACUCUGGAAAGGCAUCCUCAGAUCAAGAUACAUCCUUCGCAAAGGCAUUAAGAGGAUUGUCAGGAAUGGGAAAGAUACCCUUUUUUUGUUAGAUACUUGGCUGGCAGAUUUUCUCCUUAAAGAAGUAAUUUCCGACCCUCUCCCCUGCCUGAGCUGUACAAGAAUGUGGCAAGCUAUUGGGAUGAAACGUUUGGUUGGAAAUGGGAGGAAUUGGAUCAGGUUCUGCCCAGCAUCUUCCUAG
This is a messenger RNA of Ipomoea nil (Japanese morning glory), 549 nucleotides long. RefSeq lists its product as uncharacterized. The coding region runs from base 1 to 549 and encodes 182 amino acids. The record is from RefSeq and is a predicted model, not a curated record. The transcript has a single exon. NCBI's taxonomy places the organism in Eukaryota, Viridiplantae, Streptophyta, Magnoliopsida, Solanales, Convolvulaceae.